Molecule: messenger RNA, 5196 nt
Organism: Siniperca chuatsi (mandarin fish)
Lineage: Eukaryota; Metazoa; Chordata; Actinopteri; Centrarchiformes; Sinipercidae
Product: complement C3-like
Cellular component (GO): extracellular region
Molecular function (GO): endopeptidase inhibitor activity; protein binding
Source: RefSeq, a predicted model, not a curated record
GGGAGGAGGACAGAUGAGCCAGCAGUGGAGUUGCAGCAGAGCAACAGUGUACAUUGACAGCAGAUCAGGAUCAGGUAGGAGGAUGAGUAGGACUCUGCUGUGGCUGCUUGCCUCUCUGGCCUUUGCCUCUCUCACUUCUCUGGCUGAUGGAGCUCCAUUGAAUGUGAUGUCUGCCCCCAACUUGUUACGGGUAGGGACAGCAGAAAACAUCUUUGUGGAGUGUCAAGACUGCACAGGAGGAGACAUUAGGGUUGAGAUCAGCGUGAUGAACCAUCCAACCAAAACCAAAAGGCUGACGUCUACAUCUGUGACCCUCACCAGUGCAAAAAACUUCCAGGAGCUCGGACAAAUAAUGAUCCCUGCUGGUGACUUCAGUAAGGAUCCCAACAUGAAGCAGUAUGUGUACCUGCAAGCUCAGUUCCCUGACCGACUGCUGGAGAAAGUCGUGUUAGUGUCCUUCCAGUCUGGGUACAUCUUCAUCCAAACUGACAAGACCAUCUACACCCCCAACAGCAAAGUUCAUUACAGGAUGUUUGCAGUGACGCCCCGUAUGGAGCCUGUAGAGAGGGAUGAUGCAACCCAAACUGAUGCUUCUAUUGCCAUUGAGAUUGUGACCCCUGAAGGCAUAAUUUUACCACUUGAUCCAGUCUCUCUAAAAUCAGGGAUCCACUCCGGAGAUUUCCAACUUGCUGAAAUUGUCAGUCCCGGACUGUGGAAGGUAGUGGCGAAGUUCCACAGCAACCCACAGCAGAGCUAUUCUGCAGAGUUCGAGGUCAAAGAAUAUGUGCUGCCCAGUUUUGAGGUUAAACUGACACCUGUGAGCGCCUUCUUCUACGUGGACAGUCAAGAGCUAACCGUCAACAUCAAAGCUACGUAUCUGUUUGGUGAAGACGUGGAUGGGAUGGCCUAUGUGGUAUUUGGGGUUAUGCAAGAGGGUCAAAAGAAGAGCUUUCCCAGCUCUCUUCAGAGAGUGCCGAUCGAGAGAGGUAAUGGAGUGGUCAAACUGAAGAGAGAGCACAUCACACAGACCUUCCCAGAAAUCCUCAAACUGGUGGGGAGUUCCUUAUUUGUAGCUGUCAGUGUGCUGACGGAGAGCGGUGGUGAAAUGGUGGAGGCAGAGUUGAGAGGUAUCCAGAUUGUCACAUCACCUUACACCAUCCACUUCAAGAGAACGCCCAAAUUUUUCAAACCAGGAAUGUCCUUCGAUGUUGCGGUUGAAGUUGUGAAUCCUGAUGACACUCCGGCACAAGGUGUUGCAGUGGUGGUCGAUCCAGGACAGGUGCAAGGCCUCACUGCAGCCAAUGGCAUGGCAAGGCUUACCAUCAAUAUAGACGCAAGGACUAACACACUGACAAUCACCGCAAAGACCAAAGAUCCUGAUAUUUUACCUGAAAGGCAAGCAUCAGCCACCAUGACAGCUCUCCCAUAUACCACCAAAGGCAACAACUACAUCCACAUAGGUGUGGAUGCAGCUGAGCUGGAAAUUGGAGAAAACCUGAAAAUCAACCUCAACCUCAACAGGCAGCCAAAUCAAGACAAUGACAUCACAUACCUGAUCCUGAGCAGAGGUCAGCUUGUGAAAAAUGGCCGUUACAAAACAAAAGGUCAAGUAUUGAUAUCCCUGAUAGUCACCGUUACCAAAGAAAUGCUGCCAUCGUUCCGCAUCAUAGCCUACUACCAUACGAAUGACAAUGAAGUGGUAUCAGACUCCAUUUGGGUGGGCAAAGACUCCUGCAUGGGCUCGCUGACGCUGGAAUCAACCAGACCCAAUCCAUCCUAUGAGCCUCGCAGGAUGUUUGGUCUGAAGGUCACUGGAGACCCAGAGGCCACAGUGGGACUGGUGGCAGUUGACAAAGGCGUCUACGUCCUAAACAAUAAGCACCGCCUCACCCAGAAAAAGGUGUGGGACAUAGUAGAGAAGUAUGAUACAGGCUGCACACCAGGUGGAGGGAAGGACAGUAUGAGUGUGUUUUAUGAUGCUGGGCUGUUGUUUGAGUCCAACACGGCUUCUGGGACUCCCUACAGACAAGAAUUGAAAUGUCCGGCCCCCAGCAGGAGGAAACGAGCCACUACUAUAAUGGACGUCACCACCAGCUUAGUGAGUCAAUAUAAUGACCAACUGCAACGUGAAUGUUGUUUGGAUGCCAUGAGGGACACCCCCGUUUCAUACACCUGUGAGACGCGCAGCGAGUACAUCAUGGACGGUGCAGCCUGUGUGGAGGCCUUCCUGCACUGCUGCAAGGAGAUGGAAAGCCAGCGAGCUGAGAAGAAGGAGGAUAACCUCAUACUGGCUCGCAGUGAGGAGGAUGACAACAGUUACAUGGACAGCAAUGAAAUUGUUUCUCGUACCAAAUUCCCUGAAAGUUGGCUGUGGUCAGAUAUCAAACUGCCUCCUUGCCCUGAGGGAAAACCUAACUGUGACACCACAUCAUUUUUGAAAAAUGUUCCUUUGCAAGACUCAAUCACAACCUGGCAGUUCACUGGCAUUAGUUUGUCAAGAACUCACGGAAUCUGUGUUGGCAAACCAUUAGAGGUAAUUGUCCGGAAGGAAUUCUUCAUUGAUCUCAGACUGCCGUACUCUGCUGUCCGUGGAGAGCAGCUAGAAGUUAAGGCAAUCCUCCACAACUACAGUCCUGAUCCUGCCACAGUGCGUGUGGAUCUGAUUGAGGAGGAGAAUGUGUGCAGUGCAGCUUCUAAACAUGGAAAGUAUCGCCAGGAGGUUAGAGUUGGGCCCCAAACUACACGAUCUGUACCCUUUAUCAUUAUUCCCAUGAAGGACGGACAAUACCGCAUUGAGGUCAAAGCAGCUGUUAAAGACUCAUCGCUCAAUGAUGGAAUCAUGAAGAUGCUGCGGGUGGUGCCUGAAGGUGUACUGGUGAAAUCUCCUCAAAUUAUAAUUCUAGACCCCUCUAAAAAUGGUGUAGCUGGUAAACAAGAAGAAAUUAUCAACAGUGGAAUUCCUAAGAAAGAUUUGGUUCCAAGCACGCCUACUAGCACACAGAUCUCUGUGACAGGGAGAGAACAAAUAUCUGCACUGGUGGAAAACGCCAUUAGUGGGAACUCUAUGGGUAGUCUGAUCAAACAGCCUGACGGCUGUGGAGAGCAGAACAUGGCCAGCAUGACCCUGCCUGUCAUUGCAACCACGUAUUUGGACAAAACCAACCAGUGGGAAACUGUGGGCUUUCAGAAACGUAACGAAGCCCUCCAACACAUCAAGACUGGCUACCAGAACCAGCUUGCCUACCGUAAAAAUGAUGGGUCUUUUGCUGUGUGGGCCCAUCGCCAAAGUAGCACCUGGCUGACGGCCUAUGUUGCCAAGGUGUUUGCCAUGGCCAACAGUCUGGUGGCAGUGCAAAGCAACAUCAUCUGUGACGCUGUCAAGUUUCUGAUUCUCAACACACAGCAACCAGACGGCAUUUUUAAAGAAGUUGGAUAUGUGCUCAGUAGCGUAUUGCGUGGUGAUGUACAAGGCACAGAUUCAGAUGCCUCCAUGACAGCCUUCUGCCUUAUUGCCAUGCAGGAGUCACGCACACUGUGUGCUGCCACUGUUAAUAGUCUCCCAGGCAGUAUAGACAAAGCAGUGGCCUACUUGGAGGGGCGUCUGCCCAGCCUCACCAACCCAUAUGCUGUUGCCAUGACGUCUUAUGCCCUGGCCAAUGAAAACAAACUGAACAAGGAGAUCCUCUACAAGUUUGUUUCCCCAGAGUUGUCCCACUGGCCGGUACCUAAGGGACGUGUUUUCACACUGGAGGCCACAGCUUAUGCUCUUCUGGCUCUGGUCAAGGCCAAGGCCUUUGAAGAAGCUGGACCUGUUGUCAGAUGGUUUGGAAAACAGCAGAAGGUGGAUGGAGGCUAUGGAUCAACUCAGGCUACUAUAAUGGUGUAUCAGGCUGUUGCUGAGUACUGGGCCAAUGCUAAAGAACCAGAGUAUGAUCUGAAUGUGGAUAUCUUGUUGCCAGGCCGGUCAAAACCUGACAAGUACAAUUUCAACAGGGACAACCACUAUGCCACGAGAACAUCUAAAAUCAAUGAUAUAAACCAGAAUGUGAAAGUGACUGCAACAGGCACAGGAGAAGCAACGCUGACAAUGGUGUCGCUGUAUUACGCUCUGCCUAAAGAAAAGGAAAGUGACUGUCAGAAGUUUAACAUGACAGUGCAGCUCCUCCCAGGUAAUUUGAGAAAUCCGAAUGAGGACGAGAAGAUAUACAAGCUGAGAAUAGAGGUUUUGUAUAAGGACAAGGAGCACGAUGCAACCAUGUCAAUCUUGGAUAUUGGCUUGUUAACGGGCUUCACUGUUAACACAAAUGACCUGGACUUACUGUCCAAAGGACGUGCCCGCACUAUUGCAAAAUAUGAGAUGAACACAGUCCUGUCAGAAAGAGGCUCACUCAUCAUCUACCUGGAUAAAGUUUCUCACACACGACCAGAGGAGAUCACUUUUAGGAUCCAUCAGAAGCUGAAUGUGGGCGUCUUACAACCAGCUGCUGUGUCUGUCUAUGAAUACUAUGAACAAACACCUUGUGUGAAAUUCUACCACCCAGAGAGGAAAGCUGGACAGCUACUGCGGCUCUGUAGAAAUGAUGAAUGCACAUGUGCUGAAGAGAACUGCAGUAUGCAGAAGAAGGGAAAAAUCAGCAAUGAUGAGCGCACAGCUAAGUCUUGUGAGAGCACACUGACCAGCAAAAUAGAUUUUGUGUACAAAGUGAGACUGGAAGAAUUUACAGACGGUUUGUCCACUGAUAUUUACACAAUGCGGGUACUGGAAGUCAUCAAAGAAGGAAGUUAUGAUGUGGGUCCUCGGGGUAAACUGCGCACAUUCCUCAGUUACCCGCACUGCAGGGAGUCCUUAAAUCUGGGGACGGGCAAAACCUACCUUAUCAUGGGCACAUCCAAAGAUAUUCACAGAGAUGACCAAAAUCAAUCGUUUCAGUAUGUACUCGGUGAGAGAACCUGGAUCGAGUACUGGCCCACAGAAGCAGAGUGUCAAAUUGAGGAACACAGAUCUACCUGUUUGGGCAUGGAGGAGAUGGUCCAGCAGUAUGAGGUCUUUGGAUGUCAGCAGUAGUGAAACUCAAGGCUUCUUUUCUGUUUGCAUUUUGCUCUAUUCUUAUUAUGUAAAACAUUCACUGCUACGAGAUAUAAGGGGUGUAAAUGUUACAAUGUUACACUGCAUUGAUUAAAAUGUAAUGGUCUUAA